AUGAGUCAAACACCAAGUCUGAAACGAAAACAACAGACCAUAUCUAGCUUCUUCACCAAAACUGUACCCAGUCCGUCGUCUGGCGGGAGCAUUUCCGAACAGAAGAACGGGAAAAGGGAUACAAGCCAUCAAUCUACUCAAGAAUUACCUGGCAGGUCAAAGUCGAAAGUUUCGCCAAAAGCAAAGACCAAUGGUACAAAACAAGAUGUCGAGGAAGACGAGGACGAGGAUGAGGUCGUACUCCCAGUUAAAAAGCGGAUAAGAAGCAAUGCAUGGAAGGCUCCUGAGAAUGGAUCAGAGAAACCAGUAACUGGAAACCAUGAUACAGAAGAAGAUGAUGAUGAUAAAGAGGUGGAUGAAGAGGGAGAAGAGCUCCGACCUUCAAGUCCUAUACAAAACACGGAACCUCAAUCUUCUGCAUCCCGAGCAGAGAGAUUCCGGUUCCAAUCCUCACCCGUGCAACCCACGACGGACGAACAAAUAUCACCUGCAGAGCGCAAAAAGAAGGACCAAUUGCAUCAGAAAUUCGUGCGUCGGCUGGGUGGGCCGGACUGUCUUCCAGCAUUAAACCCCCAUGACGGUGCCUCAGAAGUAGACCCAGUUGUUGAAGGUGCAGCGAGUGACGAGGAGGAAGAAGAUAGCCCGCCUCCUGCUCCAAAGGGUAGAGCUGCGAAGAAAGCUGGAGGAUCUAAGCUAACACCAAUGGAGAGGCAAAUAAUGGAGAUCAAGAACAAACAUCUCGACGCCGUGUUGCUCAUCCAGGUUGGGUACAAGUACCAGUUUUAUGAUCCAUCAGAAGCACACCUGACUCGUUUUGCAUCCGCAAGUGUACCUAUCCACCGUCUCCAUGUACAUGUCAAACGACUGGUGGCAGCUGGAUAUAAAGUCGGCGUUGUAAAACAGCUGGAGACCGCCGCGCUAAAGGCUGCUGGAGAUAACAGAAAUGCACCGUUCGUGCGGAAACUUACCAAUAUGUAUACCAAGGCAACGUAUAUUGAAGACGAUGCUGAACUUGAACUGUCUGGUGCUCUGGAACCGUCUACAGGCUACUUACUGUGUUUGACGGAGAGUGGUGCUAAAGGGCAAGGAGAUGGCGAGAAAGUUCAAAUCGGAAUUGUUGCGGUUCAGCCAGCGACUGGGAACGUCAUAUAUGACAGUUUCGAGGAUGGAUUCAUGAGGAGCGAGAUUGAAACCAGACUGCUCCAUAUUGCCCCCUGCGAGUUGCUCUUGAUUGGUGAUCUGUCCGCUGCAACCAAUAAGCUUGUUCAGCAUCUGUCCAAAGGUAGAAUGACUACCUUUGGGGAUAGUGUUCGAAUUGAGCGGAGGGAGCAAUCUAAGACUGCGGCAGCCGAAGCACAUAGUCAUAUAUCCAGCUUCUAUGCCGGAAAGAUGGCCGCUACUGGCUCACCAGAGGAUGCAAACGCGAGCAAUCUGCUAGAUCAGGUGCUUAAGCUACCUGACGACGUGACCAUCUGCCUAUCUGCUAUGAUUAAGCAUUUGACAGAGUAUGGGCUUGAACAUGUUUUUGAUUUGACGAAAUACUUUCAGUCAUUUUCUGCAAGAUCUCAUAUGCUGCUGAACGGAAACACAUUAACGAAUCUAGAGAUAUACCAAAACCAGACAGACUACUCGUCAAAAGGCAGUUUAUUUUGGAGCAUGAACCGGACGCGGACAAAGUUUGGCCAACGCCUACUUCGCAGAUGGGUUGGGAGACCAUUGCUAGACAAAGUAAAGUUGGAGGAGCGCACAGAGGCGGUUACAGAACUGCUUGACUCUGACAAGUCUACUCUUACGUACAACCUAGGGGCUACCUUGUCGCAGGUCAGAGUAGAUCUUGAAAAGGCUUUGAUACGGGUGUAUUACGGGAAGUGCUCCCGGCCGGAGCUGUUGACGAUGCUCAAAAGCAUGCAGUCAAUUGCCGUGAGCUUUGCCCAUGUAAAGUCCCCGGCUGACUCUGGGUUCAAGUCCCCUAUUCUAAGCGAAUCAAUUGCCAUCCUGCCUACAAUGCAUGAUGACGUCGUUUCAUACUUGAAUAAAAUCAAUGAAACAGCCGCAAAGAAGGAUGACAAAUAUGACUUUUUCCGCGAGUCAGAGGAGUCAGAGGAGAUCGGCGAACAUCGUCUGAUGAUCGGAACGAUAGAGUAUGAGCUCAAAGACCAUUUAAAGUCUAUAGCCGAGACUCUAGGCAAAAAGAAAGUCCAGUAUGUUUCAGUUGCAGGGAUCGACUAUUUAGUUGAGGUUGAGAACUCUCAAGGUGCUUUGAAGAAAGUACCAGCCUCCUGGCGGAAGAUUAGUGGAACUAAAAAGGUAUCACGCUUCCAUACCCCUGAAGUCGUGAAGAUGAUGCGAGAAAGGGACCAACAAAAGGAGUCAUUGGCUGCUGCUUGUGACGCAGCAUUCUUGAAGCUGCUGUCGGAUAUUUCAACGAAGUACCAGCUAUUUCGGGACUGUAUCCAAGCUCUCGCGACAAUUGACGCAUUGCACUCGCUAUCUGUGAUUGCCGCGCAGCCAGGCUAUGUCAAGCCCACAUACACGGAUGACACGAUCAUCAACAUUUCUCAAGGCCGUCAUCCGAUGGUUGAGAAGGUUCUGAUUGACUCCUAUGUGCCCAAUGAUACCCAGCUAAGCACGGAUGAAACCAGGGCUUUACUGGUUACCGGUCCCAAUAUGGGAGGAAAGUCUAGCUAUGUCCGCCAGAUAGCUUUAAUCUGCAUCAUGGGUCAGAUUGGCUCAUACGUGCCGGCUGAAUCCGCUACGUUAGGAAUGCUUGACGCCGUGUACACUCGUAUGGGGGCAUUUGACAACAUGCUUGCAGGCGAGUCUACUUUCAUGGUCGAACUAUCGGAAACGGCCGAUAUCUUGAAACAAGCUACGCCUCGUUCACUAGUGAUACUCGAUGAGUUAGGUCGUGGAACGUCUACGCACGAUGGAGUGGCUAUAGCACAGGCAGUGCUUGACUACAUGGUUCGCAACUUGAGAAGUUUGACCCUGUUCAUCACACACUACCAGAACCUGAGUCGGCUUGCAAGUGCAUUUCCAGGCGGUGAAUUACGCAAUGUCCACAUGAAGUUUACUGAAAGCGGGGAUCAUGGACAGGACAUUACUUUCCUAUAUGAAAUUGGUGAAGGAGUGGCUCACCGAUCAUAUGGAUUGAAUGUUGCCAAGCUUGCAAAUAUUCCAGCUGGAAUAUUGGAGGUAGCUCAGGUCAAGUCCCAAGAGCUUGAGGCUAAGAUCAGCAGAAAAAAGAUGGGAGGCGUUCUCCGGGGUAUAUUCCAGACCUUGUCUGAUGAGACCACAAGUGAUAGUGCUGGAGAGCAAGUUGAACGCCUUCUCAAUGACAUUGAAUUGUUGUAA
Messenger RNA from Trichophyton verrucosum HKI 0517, 3354 nucleotides. RefSeq lists its product as uncharacterized. Bases 1 to 3354 code for a protein of 1117 amino acids. Gene Ontology annotation, biological process: mismatch repair; mitotic recombination. The record is from RefSeq and is a predicted model, not a curated record. Gene Ontology annotation, molecular function: ATP binding; mismatched DNA binding; ATP-dependent DNA damage sensor activity. Lineage: Eukaryota; Fungi; Ascomycota; Eurotiomycetes; Onygenales; Arthrodermataceae. The transcript has 3 exons. Gene Ontology annotation, cellular component: nucleus.